Oncorhynchus tshawytscha (Chinook salmon) is the source of this 2455-nucleotide messenger RNA. Its product is annotated as scavenger receptor cysteine-rich domain-containing group B protein-like. The coding region runs from base 392 to 2197 and encodes 601 amino acids. The transcript is spliced from 12 exons. The record is from RefSeq and is a predicted model, not a curated record. Gene Ontology annotation, cellular component: membrane. NCBI's taxonomy places the organism in Eukaryota, Metazoa, Chordata, Actinopteri, Salmoniformes, Salmonidae.
CGCCUUCCGUGAGCAUCAGCUGAAACUGGAGAUGACCAGGUACCUGUGAAGGGUUGGCUUUCAACAUGGCCUUUUCUUCUGUUCUGUUUCUUCUAACCACAGGCAGUUAAAAGGGGGACGUUAGGUUAUUAACAUACAAUGGAGAUGUCUAUUGUUAUACGUAAUCUUAUCACUGAAGCCAGGUACUUAUAGUCAAGGGGAAAAAGAGAUGAAGGACAGUGUGUUUUCCUACAUUUUUCGGACUGCGAGAGUCUGGGGAACUGUUCUACGACCUGCCAUCUGAAAAUACAAGGGUAAUUUAUUUUUUGUAGAGACUUGUUUUGGGGAACUUUGAUUUUUGAUAAUUAUUUUUUUUCCUGUGGGAGAAGAGAGCAACUUUUAUUUCAGACUGAUGGGAUCGUCAGUCAGACAGCGAGAGAGACAGAGAGCCAUGCAAUGCCAGCGUGUAAAGGAGUGUGUGUGCUGGCCGUGUGGGGGCUGGAAGUUGGCUGUCUGGCUGCUGGCAUCCCUGCUAGGGUCCCUGCUACUGGUGGCUGUCGGAGUGACACUGCAGAUCGGAGAUUUGACCGAAAUCAGCAGAAGAGCCAUGCCUGCCAAUGGGACCACGAUGACGACCUCCAUGAAGACAACACAUUCCCAAGUGCGUCUGGUGAACGGGCGUGACCGGUGUGAGGGCCGUGUGGAAGUGUGGCACAACGGAACGUGGGGUACGGUGUGUGAUGACGACUGGGACAUGGUAGAUGCCAAUGUGGUGUGUCGGCAGCUGGUCUGCGGUCUGGCUGUGGCGGUGGGUAGCAUCUCAGAGUACGGCCAGGGCUUGGGGCCCAUCAUGCUGGACAACGUAGACUGUAAAGGAGGGGAGACCGACCUGGGACAGUGUGGCAGUCUGGGCUGGAGAAUCCAUAACUGUUACCACUACGAGGAUGUAUCGGUCACAUGCAAAGUUCCAUCAGUGGUGGCGUCACGAAGCCUCGGUGAGGCCGCCACUUCAUCUCGGAGAAACUCGGCUUUAAGAGAUGGUAGGAUCCGGUUAGUUGGUGGACUGGACUACUGCCAGGGACGGGUGGAGGUCUUCUACCAGGGCAGCUGGGGGACGGUGUGUGAUGACGACUGGGGUAGGAGAGACGCAGGGGUGGUGUGUCAGCAGAUUGGCUGUGGCCACGCUGUUUCCUCCACCACCAAUGCCUACUUUGGUUACGGCACAGGACUGAUUCUACUGGACAAUGUCAACUGUAAUGGUUACGAGAACCAGCUGAGUAAAUGCUACAGCCUGGGAUGGGGGAUACACAACUGUGGACAUCAUGAGGACGCUGGGGUUAUCUGUUCAGGUUCAGGCUCCACCACAGUUUCUACCAAGAACACAAUGCCCAUGGGAAGGGGAUUCUUCCAGACUGCCAGCAUUACAGGUCUUAUUCUAGUGACCGACCGAACAGAACCAGUCAAGACCACUACUACAACUACCGUGACAAAGACAAUGGUUGCUAUGACAACCAAAGAGCGUCCCGUCAUCCGCGUGGUGAACGGUAAUAGCAGCUGCGAGGGUCGCGUGGAAGUGUUCCACGGUAACCUCUGGGGCACGGUGUGUGACGACGACUGGCAGCUGCCCAACGCCCAGGUGGUGUGUAGGCAGCUGGGUUGUGGUCCCGCUAUCGCCGCCAAGAUCCUGGCCUUCUUCGGCUACGGCUCGGGUCCCAUCUUGCUGGACAACGUGGACUGUACGGGCAGUGAAAUAAAACUGGAGAAUUGUUUCAACCUGGGCUGGGGACAGCACAACUGUGGACACCAUGAAGACGCUGGAGUUAUCUGUGCACCCUUUCAGCCUGUUCGAGCUGGAAGAGACUUCACCGUGACAGAAACAACAACUAGACCACCAAGUGACGGCAUGGUGAGGUUGGUAGGCGGGCAGCACCACUGCGAGGGUCGGGUGGAGAUGUUCUCGGGGGCGAAAUGGGGUACGGUGUGUGACGACGCCUGGGACAUGCCAGAUGCCCAGGUGGUGUGUCGCCAGCUGGGCUGCGGGGAGGCUGCUGCGGCUCGCGGGGAGGCCUACUUCGGGCCCGGCAACGGCACCAUCCUCCUGGACAAUCUGAAGUGCAGUGGCUCCGAGGCCUCGCUCCAGCAGUGCUCGCACAUAUCCUGGGAUGUACACAACUGUGACCAUUCUGAAGACGCUGGCGUCACGUGCUCACUGUCGUGAUUCGAGAAGCGAUUCGCCGCCAGGGAGCCGUCAAACUACUUCCACUGUCAACUAAUAGGACGGGCGCCUUGGUGGGCAUAACCCGGGACUUGUAAACAUGAUGUAAAUAAAAGCUCACCCCAAUGCCAAAUGGAAGGAAGACAACAACAACAAAAUAAAUAAAAUAAAAAAUAAAUAAAACAAAUUAACAUAUGACAAUAUAUUAUUAAAUAUUCUGAUUAUCUAUUCCUAUUAAGCACUUUAUAAAUAUAAAUAAAA